Molecule: messenger RNA, 1175 nt
Organism: Phascolarctos cinereus (koala)
Lineage: Eukaryota; Metazoa; Chordata; Mammalia; Diprotodontia; Phascolarctidae
Gene: ISG15
Product: ISG15 ubiquitin like modifier
Molecular function (GO): protein binding
Source: RefSeq, a predicted model, not a curated record
UUGCAUUUGAAUCCAGUUCCUCUUUCUUCAAAUGCCACAGGAGGGGCCAUGUAGGGCAGACCAGAUGAGCCCCGCUGGAAACCCUGUCUACGGGGAGAAGUCUGACAGAUGGGGCACUUCAGUGAUUUCCAGUCUUACAGCUGAGUUUUGUUUCUGCCUCUAGCCUGGCCACAGAUCAGAAGGGAAAAUGAAACUGAAGAAAUGUUCUAUCGGCAAAGUAGAGUUUCAGUUUCCAGAGCUGUGUGUUUCUGGAUCUGCCCCUUGUGUUAUGCUAAGCCGGUUGGGGCAUAUAAAAGGAGCCAGUCAUAGGCUGUCACAGAGCGAGUGACAGAGCUGUGAGAGAGAAAGCAGCCCUGAAAGCCAGAGCGGAGCCUGAGCAAACCUACCUUGCCUAAGACCUGCAGCCAUGAGCCUGUGUCUGAAGGUGAAGAUGAUCACUGGAAUGGAACACACAGUGAAGGCAGAAGGCCACAUCACUGUCAUGGAGCUGAAGAAACUGAUUGCCCAGAAGACCGGUGUGCAGGCAUACCUACAGCGGCUGGCCACAAAAGACGGGGAGCUGCUGUUAAACAGGAAACUCCUCUCCCAGCACAAGUUGAAGACUGGAGAUGUGCUCCUGCUGUUGGUGGAGCAAGACCAGUCCAUGGACAUCCUGGUGCGGAAGGAUGUCCACGCCAACUCCUACCACAUCCAGCUGAGCCAGACUGUGGCCGAGCUCAAGAAGAUGGUGCAGGAGAAGGAGCGGGUCAGUGUGAACCAGUUCUGGCUCCAAUUUGAGGGGAAGCCCAUGGACGACAAUGACCACUUGGGAGACUAUGACCUCAGCCCCUUGUGCACCAUCCAGAUGAACCUGCGGCUUCGCGGAGGGGGUGGAGGGAAAGGAUACUAGUAUGGUAUGGAAGAGAAUGUUAUGUGCGUGUUGAGGGGCCUUGUCAUUCUCUUGGCUCUUUGACUUUUUUGACUUUCCUCUGGCUCUUGGGUUGGGUUGGGAUGAUAAAGUGUUGGGCCUUGAGAUUUGGUUUGGUGCUCCCCUAUUGACCUGCCCUUCCACACUCCCCUGGGUCUUGAUUUCUUUCCUAGGUCCUGACCCUUGCCCUGGCAAACUCCCUGUCUUAAUUGUCUGGAUCCAACUGUCAAUAAUGAAUGUCAAUAAAGGAGCAAACCUGCCUCUUGUA